This is a messenger RNA of Phascolarctos cinereus (koala), 1619 nucleotides long. It is a transcript of the gene CACNG6, whose product is annotated as calcium voltage-gated channel auxiliary subunit gamma 6. Gene Ontology annotation, molecular function: calcium channel regulator activity. Gene Ontology annotation, cellular component: membrane; L-type voltage-gated calcium channel complex. The record is from RefSeq and is a predicted model, not a curated record. Lineage: Eukaryota; Metazoa; Chordata; Mammalia; Diprotodontia; Phascolarctidae. Gene Ontology annotation, biological process: regulation of calcium ion transmembrane transport via high voltage-gated calcium channel; calcium ion transport.
AUGAUGUGGUCUAACUUUUUCAUCCAGGAGGAGGAAAGACGCCGGGCCGACACAGCACGGAGGAGAGCCCGGAGGACUGGCCCGGCCCGUGAGCGCCGUGGCCCCAUCAAGCUGGCCCUGCUGCUGGCUGGCAUGGGCACAGCCCUGGCGGUACUGGCCGUGGGCACCGAGUUCUGGGUGGAGCUGGGCACCAAACGGGGCAAUGGCACGAGUGGGGUGUGUGAAGCUGCCCACCUCGGAUUGUGGCGAGUGUGUGCCAAGAAGCUCUGGUUGGAAGACCUGCCCCCCAACAGGGAGACCUGUGGCCCUGCCGAGUUACCUGGAGAGGCAAACUGCUCUUACUUCCGAUUCUUCACCUCAGGGGAGAACAAUCGAAUCCUGCAGAGGACAACUAAGAAAGAGCUAGGAGUAGCUGCUGCUGUCACUGCCACACUGGCCCUGGUGAUCACAGUCCUAGGCUGCAUCUGUGUCAUCAUGGUGCUCAGCAAAGGGGCCGAGUUCCUGCUCACACAUGCAGCAAUCUUUUUCAGCCUUUCAGGAGUUUUGUUGCUGGUGAGCCUGGAGCUGUUCCGUCGGGGGGUCCGCGAGCUGCUGGCCAGGACUGGGCCAGGCCCAGCCCCUUGGCUGGGUUAUGAGUAUUCCUGGUCGGUGGCCUGCGCCCUCGCAGCCGCUGCCCUUCUGCUCCUGGGGGGAGGCUCCUUCCUGCUCCUGGCCCUGCCCUCCCGCACCUGGGGCAUGUGCUGCCACCAGCAGCCAGGUGACCGUGGAGGUGGAGGUGCGGGAGCUACCUAGCGUAGCCAACUCCCUUCCAAAACGGGUCCCCAACAGAUCCGCUCUGAUCUCCUGCCCAGACACACUCCUUGGAGCUGCUCAGAGAUCCACCCAACCUUAGAGAGUGAUAUCCUCGGACCUUUACUCAUUCUCAGGGACAGCAUAUCCCCUCCUGGCGCCAAAGAGUCGAUCCUUCUGGUUGUCGGCUGACGCCCAGGAAGAGGGCCUUUCGGUUCCAGUGAAUCAACACCGGUUCCCGUUUGGAUCUGCAUCACUUGCCGGAUCACAGAGAGCAGACCUCUUCCUAUACCUGUGUGUCUCUGAGAAAUGGAUUCCUUCCUCUCCCCUGUCCUUCCUCCCCCCCAUCCCACGUCCAAAUGGCCGGGCCUAGAUCCUUUCUGGCUCCAAAGGGCCCUGGGAGGGACUCCCCCGCUCUCUCCCUGGACACGGGGCUGGGGGAUUCCUUGCUACCCCUGCCCAUCCAUGGGGAGUGGACCCUUUGCCAGUGCCUCCCUGAUAACUUUUCACUUUCUCCCUGUCUUGUGUCCUUUUUCUGAUUCUGGAGACCACUAGCUCCCCUCCAAUGGACCAUGCCCUCUCCCUCCCUUUGUAUAUAUGUUGUGCCAUAUAUCUCUGUGCUAAAUGGGGGAGGGGGUUCUUACAGACGAGGGUCCCUGGGGAGGCAGGUGGGGACCUGAUAUGGGCAGGGAGAGAUCAUAAGGGAUUCUUCUCUUUUGCCCUAACUUAUUUAUUGGGGAAUGUAAUGUGCCUGAAUGGGCAAAGUUGUGGGCUGGGGAUGCUUGGGUUCCCUCUCCACCUUCUACAGCCCAGGAUUAAAUGAUUAGGAA